CUGAGACCUGGGCCACAGUUAGCAGGCCACCUAUCCCGCCUACCACCAGAUCAGAGUGAUAUCCUGAGUCGUGACACUCCUAUGGACAUCUCCACCCCCUCCUCUCCCAGCUGCUCCCCCAUGCCGCCGUCUCCACAGCCAGAAGCUCCCUUAGUGAAAGUCCCCUGGCUUCAGGUCACACCGACCGCAGCUCCAAAAGACCUAAGACCAUCAGAGCCUACCAACGCCAAGUCUGCGCAGGUGCAACCGCGAGUCCCACAGGGCGGGGCGUUCAACAGGCCCUGCCUACACAGGCUCAAGUACUUCCUGCGCCCUCCCGUCCAUCACCUCUUCUUCCAGACACUAAUCCCUGAUAAAGACACCCGGGAGAGCAAAGGUCAAAAAUUAGAACCCAUCCCUAAUCGAAGACUAAGGAUGGUGGCCAACACGAUUGAAGAAAACUUCCCCCUGGGGACCGUGCAGUUUUUGAUGGAUUUCGUGUCACCGCAGCAUUACCCACCCAGAGACAUCGUGGCUCACAUCAUCCAGAAAAUACUGCUCAGCGGCUCCGAGACCGUGGAUGUCCUCAAAGAAGCCUACAUGCUACUCAUGAAAAUCCAACAGCUACAUCCAGCCAAUGCCAAAGCAGUAGAGUGGGACUGGAAACUGCUCACCUAUGUCAUGGAAGAAGAGGGUCAGACUCUGCCCGGGAGAGUCCUGUUUCUGCGUUACGUGGUGCAGACCCUGGAAGACGACUUCCAGCAGACGCUGAGGAGGCAAAGACAUCACCUGCAGCAGUCCAUCGCCAACACCGUGCUCUCCUGCGACAAGCAGCCCCACAAUGUCAGAGAUGUUAUCAAGUGGUUGGUCAAGGCUGUCACUGAAGAUGGACUUGCUCCGCCCUCCGAGGGGACUCAGACCUCUUCAGGAAGCGGAAUCUCAAAGGCCAGCACCAUCCACCCUUCUUCGCCCCAGACGAACCUGACCAAGACCACCAACCAGCUGAUCGUGUGCCAGCUUCAGCGGAUGCUAUCUAUCGCUGUGGAGGUCGACAGGACGCCCACCUGCAGCUCCAACAAGAUCGCUGAGAUGAUGUUUGGGUUUGUGCUGGACAUUCCUGAGAGGAGCCAGAGGGAGAUGUUCUUCAGCACCAUGGAAAGCCACCUUCUGCGCUGCAAAGUGCUGGAAAUCAUCUUCCUGCACGGCUGCCAGACACCCACGCGCCUGCCCUUGUCCCUGGCCCAGGCCCUGUAUUUCCUGAACAACUCCACAUCUCUGCUCAAGUGCCAGCAAUCAGAGAAAAGCCAGUGGCAGAUUUGGGACGAGCUGGUUGAACACCUUCAGUUUCUCUUGUCUAGUUACCAACACGUCUUAAGAGAGCACCUCCGGAGCUCGGUGAUCGACCGCAAGGACUUAAUCAUCAAGAGGAUCAAGCCCAAACCCCAGCAAGGCGACGACAUCACCGUGGUGGAUGUGGAGAAGCAGAUCGAGGCCUUCCGCGGCCGCCUGGUCCAAAUUCUCGGGGAGCCCCUGGUCCCCCAGCUCCAAGACAAAGUGCAUUUGUUGAAGCUGCUGCUCUUCUACGCCGCUGACUUGAACCCCGACACCGAGCCGGGCCCGAAGCGCUGGAGCCAUUCGUGAGGGCCUCCCAAGCAACCGCACACCAAGAAUACCUCCAAACUCUUCCUCCAAGCACUUAGCGGCUCCCAAGUAAUACUAUAUGCAC
This is a messenger RNA of Dipodomys spectabilis (banner-tailed kangaroo rat), 1705 nucleotides long. It is a transcript of the gene Simc1, whose product is annotated as SUMO interacting motifs containing 1. The coding region runs from base 82 to 1620 and encodes 512 amino acids. The record is from RefSeq and is a predicted model, not a curated record. The transcript has 10 exons. Lineage: Eukaryota; Metazoa; Chordata; Mammalia; Rodentia; Heteromyidae.